Messenger RNA from Cavenderia fasciculata, 2967 nucleotides. RefSeq lists its product as uncharacterized. The transcript has a single exon. Lineage: Eukaryota; Evosea; Eumycetozoa; Acytosteliales; Cavenderiaceae. The coding region runs from base 1 to 2967 and encodes 988 amino acids. The record is from RefSeq and is a predicted model, not a curated record.
AUGAAGAGAAUAAACGAAUCAGAUGAACACAAAGAUAUUAGUGAAUACACAAAAGAAGAGUUGAAUCAACUGUAUAAAAAUGAUAUCUAUGACUUGUGUGUAAAGAAUGAUAUAGCAGUCACCAACAAAGAGACAAAGACAUUGAUGAUCAAAAAGAUACUCAAACAUGAAAAGCAAAGAGAAGAACAUCAACAACAAAUCGAGAGUAAUACUCUAACCGACUACAAUCAAGGUGCGUUAGAGUAUGCUUUGCCAUGGAUCAUCAUUGCUAGAAUACUAAAGGAGGCUUGUGAAACUAAAUGUAUUGCAAAGUGUACUUGUGUCAAUUCAAAGGCGUACUCUGAUGCGGUGGCCAACCGAACUCGCUUUGAAUUCGACUUGAAUAGUAGUAGAGGUGUAGUAACCGAUACUUCAUUCCAAGCAUCUAUGCUAGGUGACUCUGACUCUGCCGACAACAUACAAGAUCAAACUGUGUUUGGGUAUAUCCAAAUGAACCCUUUUAUCAAGAAACAUGAAAUCAAGCAAGAUGAUCUUUGUCCACUACACAAGUUCACCGUUGGUAUGGGGUGCCAGCCAUCAUUCAAUUUCGACGAGUACCGUAGAUUCAGUCAUUCGACUUUUAUGGACGACAGUAAACGUUGGACACGGUCUUUGGGAUUGGUCUCCAAGAGACUGUUCUCGUACGUGUCCACUCAUCUAUUCACCAACAUUGCAAUAGAACCAACCGAUGAAAUGUGGAGUCAUAUCAAAGACGAACAUUGUAUCAUUAAAAAGGCUACUACUCUGACUGUCAUGCCUGUCCCAUCUGGGUCGACACCCAAGUUCUUUGUUGACAAUACCUUUUCGUCAAAGGAGAUGUUUGUCGGCGUUGAAAAGGUGUAUAUUAAAGGAUCACACUUGCUUGAAAAGGUAGAGCACAUUAGAAAGUUGGGUGUAGCAAUGCCCAAGCUCAAAAGUAUUGUGCCGUACACUGACACCAAACCCAGCAAGUAUAUGGUUAAAGCACUCUUUACCACGUUUGACAACCUCACCUCUAUCAACCUACUCAACACUGGCUCGCUGUCUGAUGAAAUUGCACAAAUUAGAUCACUCCCGUCAACCACUAAACUCACCAAGAUUCUGUUGCCAGUCUACUUUGAUUGGAAUAGUAUGCAAUCGGAACUUAAACAAAACCUCCAAACCAUAUCAAUGCAUCCCAAGCUUAUUGUAUACCCAAAUACCGUGGAUAUUGAUUAUAAAGAGAUUCAACAACAAGACUUUCCCAAACUCAAACACGUCUAUAUCUCCUACUUGGUCAAUAUGCAUCCAAAUUGGGAUGAUCUAGUCGUCCCUGAAAGUGUCAAGAAGCUCUCGUUUAACUUGCCUCUACCAAAUGUAUCGCCACUCGUUCGUAACCCUCACGUCCGUACAGUCAGAUUCAGAGCCAUCAAGAAUAGAAAAGUACAAGACAGUCUAAUCAAUAGAAACAUUGCCUAUUAUUUCAAUGUCGAGGAUUUAAAACUAUUAAAGUUUAAUCAAACAAGUCUUACCAAAAUCAUCAUUGAUUCUGCCAAUGAUAUCAAUCAUCUCCAAGUCAAUAGAUUUAAAUCAAUGGGUUACCAAUACACUGGAUCAAUAUUUACAACUCCAGAUUCUUUAAAAAAAUUACAAUUUAAAAAAUUAAUUAAUAAUAUUAAUAAUAUUAAUAAUAAUAAUAAUGAUAAUAAUACUUUAUCCUCUUCUACAACAACAACAACAGUAAUUAAUAAUAUUAAUAAUAAUAAUAAUGAUAAAGUUGAAGUGGAAAUGAAAGUUGGUGAUAAUAGUAAACAAUUACCAAAUAAUAUUAUUCGACAGAUUAUAUCAAUGGUUUGGGAUUUAAGGGAUCGUUGUACAUGUAUUUAUGAUAUAAAUAUAUUGAAUCAAUGGAAUGAAAAAGGAAUGGAAAUAUUGAAUGAUGAAGCAUUGAUUGAAUCAUUCUUUGCAAUCAAGAAUCAAUGUGCUGUUCAUUUUUCAACAAAAACAACCUAUUCUCCACUUGGAUUAAAUGGACGACAAGUCAAUCGAUCAAGAUUACAAUUAUCACUCAUUUCAAAAGAUUUAUUCAAACAUAUUCAAUCAAACCAUUUUAAUAAUAUUUUAAUGGUAAAUGUACCUGAUAGAAGGGAUACACUUGGAAAUCGAACAGGUGACUAUUGUCUUUUAAAAAAGAUCAAUACCAUUACUUUAAAUCCAAAUAAUGUACAUCCAUUUGGAGAGAUUAGAUAUGAUGAUCAAGAGGAGAAAGAUGGUAUCACAAAAAUACGAUCAUUGGGAACAAUGGGAGCCAUCUCUUCUUUUGCUACUGGAUAUCCCAACAUUUGUUCAUUGGUGUUGCCUGGGACAUCAUCAUUUCCAAAAACACUCGAUCUUCAACAAUUCAAUUUACUCAACAAACUUGACUUGAGUCAUAUGACUGGUCACUGUGACUAUGCUUAUCUUGCCAAACUGUUAAAAGACAAGCCACUCAUCAAACUCUACUUUCCUAUUCAUGCAGCAUCUGGCUACGUCGAGCUGACCGAUGAUGUUAUGAAAUCGGUCCGAUGCAUUUUACUCAAGCCACAAGAAACACGAAUCAUCGCGUAUUUCCCCAACUUGACAAGUGUGAGAUACCGCAGUAACCACAACUCUGCCUGUCCCGCCAUUCUCAGACUCCCACCAACCAUCAAAAAGGUCAAAGCUCACAACAUCAGCUCAACAGAUCCAUACAUCAAAACCAAUACCUCUGUUACAACAUUUAAAUGUACUGGUAGUUAUGCACUCGGUGUAUACCUCGAGCAACUCUCCCAAACAGACCAUGUCCAGCAAUUCAUCUAUCAAAACAACAAAACUACACCAAUCCUUGACCUAUCAACUAUAAACACCAAUUUCAAACUUGAUUAUGCUCAAUCUAAAUUUACAACUGAUAAACAUUCAGCAACUGUCAAUUUAAACUAUUCAAGAAAAUAA